AACCUUUGAGUUUCUUGCAGAAUAUAUACAAGCAAUGAAAAUAAAAUUGACGAAGGCCAAUCCCGCCGCUCCUACGUGCUGUUAAGACAAAAAACAAGGUUUUAGAAGAAAGAAAGAACACAUACCAUACCAGUGAUAAUCAAUAAAGAAGAAGAAGAAGAAUAAUAAUAAAAAAUGGAGGAAGAUAACGAAUGCACGAGCAGAGAAGAACAAGAAGAAGCAUUGGUCGCUUUGAUCGAACACCGUACACGUGAAGUCCGUAAUCUCCGUAACCGUCUCUCCUAUUACAAAUCUCAGCUUGAUGAAGCAGAAAAGAGGUUACGAGAUUCAGAAUUGAAAUUGGCGCGUCUUCGAGGUCAAACUAAUCAUACAACUAAAUCAGAUGCAGAUGAUGGAAUUGUAGCUGUGAAAACAGAGCGUAGAUCAAUUAGUCCAAUUGAUAGGAAUAAUGAACGUUUUUCCAAAAACAAUAAUCAUCAAUCUAAUAAACCUCAACUUGUUAUACCUGCUGUUACUCCGAAAACUUCGCACUUGUCCAAGUCCAAUCCCAAAGCUUCUGCUUCUGAAAUAUCCACUCCCUCGGUUCAUAUUCCUUCCGUUAAUGGAGGAAACUCUGAUAAGUCUCGUAGAGACAAACAAAAUCUUGAAGUUAAGGACAAAGGGACAAAAAGAAAAUUUGAACAGAAAGAACACAAGGAGUUGACUCCUUUAAUACGUAAGAGUACCACACUGAACUUAAUACACUGCCAAACAAGCAACCACAUCUCAAGUCAGCACAAGAGGAAAUUGCGGAGCAUUGCUUUGUGUCCUGUGGAUGAUCAGCGUUUUGUGACCAGUGCUUUGGAUGGAGUGGUCAACUUGUGGCAAGUCCAAGCUAAGGGAUCAGGAGCCUCUCUGCUUAACUCUACUGAUUGUGCAUCCCAAAAACAGAGGAGAUGGCCAGAAGAUAUAGCUUGGCAUCCGGAAGGAAACAGGCUCUUUUCAGUAUAUAGUGCUGAUGGUGGAGACUCACAGAUAUCAGUUACUAAUCUGAAUAAAUUUCAAGUGGGAGAACGUGUGAAGUUCUUAGAAGACAAGCCCCAUGUUAAGGGAAUUAUCAAUGGCAUUGUUUUUAUGCCUUGGGAAGAAACAUGUUUUGUAACGGGUGGAAGUGACCAUGCUGUUAUACUUUGGAAUGAGCUGGAUGGUGAGAACAAGUGGAAGCCAAAAGCAUUGCACAGGAAUCUUCAUUCUUCUGCUGUCAUGGGUGUAGCUGGUAUGCAGCAGAAGCCGAUCGUGUUAUCUGCAGGUGCAGACAGGAGAAUAUUUGGGUUUGAUGUCAGUGUGGGAAGAGCAGAUUUCAGUCAUCAGAUUGAUAGUAAAUGCAUGAGUGUCCUUCCCAAUCCGUGUGACUUCAACUUGUUUAUGGUUCAAACAGGGACACAUGAGAAGCAGCUUCGAUUAUUUGAUAUUAGAUUGAGGCGGACAGAACUUCAUGCUUUUGGGUGGAAACAAGAAAGCAGCGACUCCCAAUCAGCUCUGAUAAAUCAGGCUUGGUCUCCUGAUGGACUUUAUAUAACAUCUGGUUCAGCGGAUCCUGUGAUUCACAUUUUUGAUAUAAGAUAUAAUGCCAACAAGCCUUCCCAAUCUAUAAGAGCUCACCAGAAACGAGUAUUCAAAGCCAUGUGGCUUCAGUCUAUUCCUCUUCUCAUAUCCAUUUCAUCUGAUCUCAACAUUGGGUUGCACAAGGUUUACUAGAACAUAUUUUGCCAAUGACUGUGAAACCUUUUGCUGGUGAUGAAUUGUUAUUGUACUUGAAUUUGUUUAGGAAGGAUUGUUGGUUUUGCUUAGACCUGUAGAAUUUUGCGCGUUGCAAGUGGCGAUCUAGUGAAGGGUAAAAUUUUAUUUGGAGGAGAAAAAUUAGGAAAAUUUUGGUUCCGAAAUGCCUACUCAUCAUAUGUUGGCGAAGUUGUAUUUUACUACUAUCUCCAUCUCAUGUGUCUUUUUUUAAGGACUCGUGACGAUAGUUUAUUAGACAUGGUGUGAUUUUAUUAAGUCAGAACCCACGUCAGAGACUUGCAAAUAAUAAUUUUCAAUUUUGCAUGUUA
Molecule: messenger RNA, 2087 nt
Organism: Cicer arietinum (chickpea)
Lineage: Eukaryota; Viridiplantae; Streptophyta; Magnoliopsida; Fabales; Fabaceae
Molecular function (GO): protein binding
Source: RefSeq, a predicted model, not a curated record